GGCGGGGCUCCGCGCAGCAGACCGGAGGAUGGCGGCGGCCGCGGUGCUGGCUCCGGUGCUGCGCGUGGCGCGCCGGGCCCUGGUGGCUGCGGGGCCACGGGGGGCACAGGUCCGAGGAGUCUCAGGUGUGACUGAUGGGAAUGAAGUGGCAAAGGCCCAGCAGGCAGCUGGUGGAGGACCGGCCCCAACCAUCUUCUCCCGUAUCCUGGAUCGAAGCCUUCCAGCUGACAUUCUCUAUGAGGACCAGCAGUGUAUGGUAUUCCGUGACGUGGCCCCUCAGGCUCCUGUACACUUCCUGGUCAUUCCUAAGAAACCCAUUCCGCGGAUAAGCCAGGCUGAAGAAGAAGACCAGCAGCUUUUAGGACACCUUCUGCUUGUGGCCAAGAAGACAGCAAAGAGUCAGGGGCUGGGAGAUGGAUAUCGAGUAGUGAUCAACGAUGGGAAAAUGGGCGCACAGUCUGUGUAUCACCUGCACAUUCACGUACUUGGAGGGCGACAGCUCCAGUGGCCUCCAGGCUGAACCUACCAACUGAUCAAAGACCCCAGACCUGGAUGCUUGGAAGGGUUGGAGGAAAGGGGACCCUGUGAUGCUAAUAAACCUGCUCACUCUCAA
This is a messenger RNA of Sorex fumeus (smoky shrew), 613 nucleotides long. RefSeq names its product histidine triad nucleotide binding protein 2 (gene HINT2). The record is from RefSeq and is a predicted model, not a curated record. Gene Ontology annotation, molecular function: hydrolase activity. Lineage: Eukaryota; Metazoa; Chordata; Mammalia; Eulipotyphla; Soricidae. The transcript has 5 exons. Gene Ontology annotation, cellular component: mitochondrion; cytoplasm. The coding region runs from base 29 to 520 and encodes 163 amino acids.